AUGCCUUCCCAGCACACGUCGAACCAGAAGUUCCUUCGUCACCUUGAGGCGAUAGCAGACAGCCACCUUAGGCUCGUCUGGCACCUGGUCCGAAGGUUCCAGAGAGACAUAGACAGAGAACUGCCUUCAUACAACAAUCUUCAAACCCUCCUCGAGGGUUAUUUGCGUUACUUUGAUAAGCUUUUCUUCUUUGGGCUGCUCCGACGGCGUGUGAGAAGAAUGCUCCCAGUUCCUCGCAUGCUCCCCAUGGUCGCGUUGAAGGUGAUCGACGAGCAAGACGAGCGUCUUGGGGACUGGCAGAGGGACCGUAAAGACGAGAUAAGGCUGUGGACCAGAGACUCCCAUGGGGAGUAUCACGCCCUAGAGGAUUUCGUCACCACAGUAGCACAUGAGAUGAUCCACGCCUAUCUGCGUAUAUUCUCGGACGAAUCGGCAGCCAGCCACUUCAGGUGCGUCGACGCGGACGGGGGCCACGGCGUGAUGUUUUGGCAUUUGCAUCACUUCAUACUUAGCAGGCUGUGUACUUGGAUAGGGACACCCAGAUUACGAGCAUGGAGGGAUGAGACAUUCGGAAAGUGGCUGGAGGCUCAACAGCUCGACGUCUCAGGUCGACAGAAGGAUGAGGCCUUCGUUGAGUGGGUGGAGGCUCAGAAACUCGAUGUCACAGAUCGACAGGAUGAUGACGAAGACAUCAGCGAGCCUGAGCUCGGCGAUCAAGAAGAGGAUCGAUUCCCAGACGGAGACAGCGAGGACGAGGAAAACCAGUCUGAUGAGGAGGAGGGAGACGAGUGA
Messenger RNA from Anthostomella pinea, 792 nucleotides. Lineage: Eukaryota; Fungi; Ascomycota; Sordariomycetes; Xylariales; Xylariaceae. The record is from the annotation of a GenBank genome assembly.